Trichosurus vulpecula (common brushtail) is the source of this 780-nucleotide messenger RNA. RefSeq names its product dickkopf WNT signaling pathway inhibitor 2 (gene DKK2). The coding region runs from base 1 to 780 and encodes 259 amino acids. Gene Ontology annotation, molecular function: co-receptor binding; receptor antagonist activity. The record is from RefSeq and is a predicted model, not a curated record. The transcript is spliced from 4 exons. Gene Ontology annotation, biological process: negative regulation of canonical Wnt signaling pathway; multicellular organism development. Lineage: Eukaryota; Metazoa; Chordata; Mammalia; Diprotodontia; Phalangeridae. Gene Ontology annotation, cellular component: extracellular region.
AUGACCCUUAUGAUGUGGAAUAAGGAGUCCUCCCGCUGCCUGCUUUUACUAGCCGCGGUCCUGAUGGUGGAGAGCUCCCAGUUGGGAAGCUCCAGAUCCAAACUGAACUCCAUCAAGUCGGUCCUGGGCGGGGAGACCCCGACUCAGGCAACCAAUCGAUCUGCGGCCAUCUACCAAGGACUGACUUUCGGCAGCAGUAAGAAGGGCAAAAACCUGGGGCAGGCCUACCCUUGUAGCAGUGAUAAGGAAUGUGAAGUCGGAAGAUAUUGCAACAGUCCCCACCAGGGUUCUUCAGCCUGCCUGGUGUGUCGGAGGAAAAAGAAACGCUGCCAUCGAGACGGCAUGUGCUGUCCUGGAACCCGCUGCAACAAUGGUAUCUGUAUCCCAGUCACUGAAAGCAUAUUAACUCCUCACAUCCCAGCACUAGAUGGCGCACGCCACAGAGAUCGCAAUCACGGUCACUACUCACACCAUGACUUGGGAUGGCAGAAUCUAGGAAGACCACAUUCUAAGCUGUCACACAUAAAAGGACAUGAAGGAGAUCCCUGUUUGAGGUCAUCAGACUGCAUGGAAGGGUUUUGCUGUGCUCGUCAUUUCUGGACCAAGAUUUGCAAACCAGUGCUACAUCAGGGUGAGGUGUGCACCAAGCAGCGUAAGAAGGGCUCUCAUGGCUUGGAGAUCUUCCAGCGGUGUGACUGUGCCAAAGGCCUGUCUUGCAAAGUAUGGAAAGAUGCCACCUACUCCUCCAAAGCCAGACUCCAUGUGUGUCAGAAAAUAUGA